UGAAGUAUCAGCUGAAAUAAUCCAAAGAUGUUUGUUCUGUACAAAAAUUGUAUCUUCUUAUGAUGAAAAUAGAAUAUCUGUUAUCUUCCCUAUUGCUGUUGAAAGCAUUGAUGGUGUAGAAGAAAAUCUACCUCUUAAAUCUAAUGAUCAACAAGUGGCUAAAGAACUCUAA
Cetraspora pellucida is the source of this 172-nucleotide messenger RNA. Lineage: Eukaryota; Fungi; Glomeromycota; Glomeromycetes; Diversisporales; Gigasporaceae. The record is from the annotation of a GenBank genome assembly.